Paraphaeosphaeria sporulosa is the source of this 413-nucleotide messenger RNA. Its product is annotated as mitochondrial 54S ribosomal protein YmL31. Gene Ontology annotation, molecular function: structural constituent of ribosome. Bases 34 to 366 code for a protein of 110 amino acids. The transcript has 3 exons. NCBI's taxonomy places the organism in Eukaryota, Fungi, Ascomycota, Dothideomycetes, Pleosporales, Didymosphaeriaceae. The record is from RefSeq and is a predicted model, not a curated record. Gene Ontology annotation, cellular component: mitochondrial large ribosomal subunit.
GCGAGCGCCAACGCUGCAUACCACGCGCCCACCAUGUUCGGUCCCUUCCGUCUCACAAACCCGCUGUCGGGCGGUCUCCUCUGGAAAGUCCCAUGGCGCCUCUCGCGACACCAGAAGUACCGCCACCGCGAGCGCCUCCGGGGCGUCGAUUCCAUCGUAUCCACGGUCGACUCGGCGCUCGCGCGCCUAGGCCAGAGCCUGAAGAAGGUCGAGGCGUGGAAGAAGGACAUGCCGACCGAGCAGGAGAUGCUGCCCAGGGACAAAUACACCGUUUUCGAUCGGAAAGUGAAGAGGUAUAGGAAGGGAAUCCACAAGGUACCCAAGUGGACGAGAGUCAGCCAGAGACUGAACCCGCCGGGUUUCUAAGCGAGGGACGGACGACAGACCUCAGGUGUACAUUAUGUGGUAUUAUA